This is a messenger RNA of Lottia gigantea (owl limpet), 381 nucleotides long. RefSeq lists its product as hypothetical. The transcript is spliced from 2 exons. The record is from RefSeq and is a predicted model, not a curated record. Bases 1 to 381 code for a protein of 126 amino acids. NCBI's taxonomy places the organism in Eukaryota, Metazoa, Mollusca, Gastropoda, Lottiidae.
AUGGUGGAGAUGCCGAAGGUUUUGACUUUUGUUUUCGUGUUGGUUCUUUUAACAACUUUUGUGGAUUAUUGCUCGUUCUCGAUCGGUCCUACGUUUUCCAGAUCGAAAGCAUGUGGUGUUGCCAUUGGUACUGCUGCAUCUACUAACAAUUUCUUACAUCCCGUGUGUGUUGAAGACUCAGACAUUCAGUAUGCUGCCAAUACUCAUACUAAUCAUCCUGUUGCAAAUUCACCAAAGAAACUUGACUUUGUUAGAGAUUUGACAUCGGACAAAUCUGGUACCUCUGGAAUUGGAGCAAGCGUGGGUCACUAUGGUUCCCGAUUGUCAACCUUUUGCGGUGAUGGUAAUGUUAAUUACUUUCUGGAAGAAUUUGAGUCCUAA